This is a messenger RNA of Sitophilus oryzae (rice weevil), 1428 nucleotides long. It is a transcript of the gene RabX1, whose product is annotated as ras-related protein RABF2b. The record is from RefSeq and is a predicted model, not a curated record. The transcript has 4 exons. Gene Ontology annotation, molecular function: GTPase activity; GTP binding. Bases 187 to 852 code for a protein of 221 amino acids. NCBI's taxonomy places the organism in Eukaryota, Metazoa, Arthropoda, Insecta, Coleoptera, Curculionidae.
AGAUGUCAAAUUACCAAACCAAACAAAAGUUUAUUUAUAUUUACUCUGAUAUUUAUGUAAAAUACCGUGAUAAACUUAAUCAUAUCUAACUUUUUCAAUUACCUAGAUAUGCUAUAACUAUAACUAUGAUCUAGUGAUAAUUAUUCAUUGUUUCAAACCCGAUGUUAUAAAUUAUUUUAAACGAAUAUGAAACCUAUAGUUGCAAAGUUAGUGGUUUUAGGAUUGUGGGGCGUGGGCAAGAGCUCUACCGUUAUAAGGUAUGCUGAAAGAACCUUCAAGAAAGUAACUCCUACAGUUGGAGCAUCAUUUUUUUCUUGCAAAUUAACCAUAGGAAACAUUCCUGUUUUAUUACAGGUAUGGGACACAGCAGGUGAGGAAAGAUUUAAAGCUAUGGCCCCCAUGUUCUACAGGAACGCUAAUGCAGCCUUGCUUGUCUUUGAUAUUACCAAUUAUGCCUCAUUUGAAAGCAUAAAGGGAUGGGUUCAGGAAUUGAGAAAGAACAUUUUAGAGCCUAUGAUUUUGUGUGUUGUUGGAAAUAAAAUUGAUCUUUCUAGCAAGCGAAAAGUCUCCAGAGAUGAAGCUUUACAGUAUGCUAAUAGUAUUGGGGCAUUAUACCAUGAGAGUUCAGCAAAAACUGAUCAAGGUGUAGGACUGAUUUUUGAAAGUAUUGCUAGAGAACUAAUAAAAGUUUCUGGUAAAAUUGCCAAUGACGAUUCAAAUUUUGAGGACGAUGACAAUAUGAUGGCAAAAUCCAGUGAACUAGAAGCCACAGAAACUGCGGUGGAGGAAACAGUAAAUUUAAGUAUUAAUAGUAUUGCUCACGGUAGGUCAGUUCAAAACAGGUGUUGCUAGUGACAGAAAAAAACCCAAAACACGUUCUGACUUUACUUGUAAAAAUUUUAAGGCUGAAAAAAAUAAGUAUAAGUUUACUUGUUGACUUUUUGAAGGUUUUAAAGUAAUAAAAUCUAUUGGUUGUUACGGUUGAAGCAAUAAUGAAUAUUUUAUACUGAUGUACAUAUAAUAUACUCUGUCUGUGAUGUUAUAGUUACUUUUUAUAUAUUAUGUACAGAACUGUUUUGAUAUAUUUUACAGAUUUUUUGUGGACUAGGUAUAUAUCUGUAUGCAAAUAUUUUUAUAAAACAGCCAUAUUUAUAUUGCCAGCUGUUUUAGGAGAUGAUUUGUUGUAUUUUAAGGUUAUAAUAUGAUUAAAAACUAUAAUAAGUAAGGUUUUCGAUAACUUUAAGUAUUUACUUGGAAUGUUAUAUUUUUUUAUUGACUAAAUUUACUAUAAAUAUUGAAUAUUUUUUGUUCUGCCUUUAUUAACUUUGCCCAAAAACUCUGUACUGAAGUACAUAAUGUUUUUGUGUUCAAUGCCAUACUUGUAAUUAUUAUUUUUUGUUCAUAGUUUAAUAAACUGAUCUUGAAAAA